GAGCUACUUGCCUGCUGUUACGAUUGUCCGUUCGCAACGUAAAUAAUAGUAUAAUACAAUACAAUCUUAAGUAUAUUAAAUUAUAAUGUAUAUAAAAAAAUAUUUAUAUAUAUACAACGUUUUUCUGGACAUUGACGAAGUUCUGUAACAAUCGUCGUUUUUAGUCUGAUACUAGUAUAACGUUUCAGAUUAAUUCAGACUAUAUAAUAUAUGAAUUAUUUUAGUACAAAUCGUAUAUAAAUAUUUAUAAUAUAAUGUGUGUUAAUUAUUCAAUUGUUUAACCGUCAAAUAAUAAAACUAUAUAAACUAAAAUCGUGUGUGCUUAAUGGUUCAUUUAAAAUAUUUCGGUUCGAUUAUGAGUGGAAAUUAUUUAAGUACGAUUUUUGAGAUGACUUUGAGUGGAUAACUGUAUGACAGUAUAUUGAUGCGCAACUGGUUGGUGAUGCCAGUCAAAAAAGUCAUCCAUUUCCUGAAUAGCACACGUGAUUUGAGACUAUUGAAGAUGGUAUCCACCUCCAUUUCUUUAGAUAGGAGGUCGUACUCUGAAAUAAAAAUACCGAAGACACAAGUAAUAAAUGAGCUGACACUAAUGGUUAGCGGAAAUGAAGCGACUAAAAACAAAGGAUAUGACAGCCAAUAUUACAUUGCGGCUGUCGUCGAGUACCACCCCAACUUAGGAUCUAAUCCUUUACAGUCAAUACAAAACAAUUUACCAAUUUAUGAGGACAUUAUUCACCAUGCUAGUCAAUAUGAUGUUGAUAUAUUGGUUUUUCCGGAAGCUGGUUUAACCGGAGUUACUUUACCCGACAAUCGAAAAGAAAUCAGAAAAUUUCUAACAGAGAUUCCUUCCCCGGAAAGUAACACUAUUCCAUGUUUCACUCAAUAUUGCAGCACGGUGUUAAAUAAACUGUCAUGUGCAGCUAGACUUCAUCAUAUGUAUGUGGUAGUAAAUUUACCGGAAAUAGAAUAUUGCAAAACAGAAGAAGACGAUUCGUGUCCUGAAGAUUUAGCCAAUUAUUAUAACACAAAUGUGGUGUUUAAUAGGGAAGGAAGAAUUGUUGCUAGGUAUAGAAAAUUUAACUUAUUUGGAGAAUUAGGAUUUAAUCAUACUCGCACAUCAGAAUUGUGUACGUUCGACACCGAUUUCGGAGUGAGAUUCGGAAUGUUUAUAUGUUUUGAUAUAUUAUUUCAAGAUCCCGCAGCUCGUCUUAUUCGUGAAACAGGCGUCAAGGAUGUUAUAUUUUCAACGGCUUGGUUUUCAGAAAUUCCUCUGCUUACAGCUGAUUCGGUGCAAGCUGGCUGGGCAUACACCAAUGAUGUGAAUCUCUUAGCAGCUAGUUAUAACGCUCCAUCAAUGGGCGGAGGAGGCAGCGGUAUUUACGCCGGUCGGGAAGGACCUUUAGUCAUGUUCAUGCCUGACCGACCUGGCACUCAAAUAAUACUUUCAAGAGUGUUGAAGAGGCAAUACAAUAAUUGUGAAAUUCAAUCAAAGAAAUGUUCGAUCGAUACUAACUAUCAGACGUUUAUGUCGGAUAACCUAAUCUUACCUUAUGGUAAAGAAAAAUCCCCACCAAAUAGAAAUCGGCCCAGUGAUUUCAGGUACUUCGCGGACAACAGCUUCAAGUACUUCCACGUGGCGACCAUGCGGUCCGCGGACCCGGACGCCGAGCAGCGGGACGACACGCUGUCCGCGUCGUUCCAGUACGAGCGCGACGGGUUCGAGUGCGCGAUGACGGUGCACUGGCGGAACGAGAACAACAACGACACGACUGAGUACAACAUGUUCGCGUAUUCCGGCACCCGGACGUUCAGCGGCUUCGUGGACGCGCACGUCGAAACGUGCGGGCUGACCACGUACAAGCAGGGCGACGCGGCCGCGGCCGGCCACUACGGCGGCGCCGUCGUCUACUACGACCCGCCCAAGGACCUGGUGACCAUCACCGGCAUCACGAUCGCCGCCCGGUCGCCGGACCUGGGCACGUUGCCCAUACCCAGCACGCUGGACACGAACAGCUAUCCGCUGGCCAACGACUACUACACGUUCAGCAAGCGGACGGUGACGGUGGGCAAGCGGAAAAUGCUGGAGAUCAACAUGGAACUGUCCAAGCCGGUCGCCAACCUGGUCACGUUCGGCAUUUACAAACUACCGCGACCGGUGCACCGCGGCUGACCCACACACCCACACACACACACACAUUAUGACGUCGGCGCAGGCGCAGAUACCGUUUUUUAUUUAUUUAUAUAUGUAUAUUUAUUGCGCAGUGCACACGUCGUUUCCUAAACACAUCGUUUCGUAAUUUAUAAUAAUUAUAAUAUUAAUAUGUAUAGGGAUACGUGCCCGACCCUACGAUCGUAUAUUAUGCAAAAUACACGUGGGUGGGCGCCUGUCAUUUUUUUUUUUUUUUAACGCCACGCGAACACAAUUUUUUUUAGCACGUUUUCGGGGUAGAGGGAGAGGGAGCUGCUGUUUACUUGGUCGGAAGGGGAUUGGGAUCGGUCUGCACGCUCGUAAUAUUAUAAUAUAUAAUACUCAUGCACUUGCACUUACCGCCCCCGCAUCACUUAAACAUAAAUCGAUUGUCAUAUAUUUUGUAAAAUCAAUACCUAUAAUACGAUAUAAUACGUAAUAUUGGAUCGUGUAUACGAAACUUUUUGUUCUACGUAUGUGUAUAUAGUUUUCCGAAGGAGCGGCGAUUUCUCACUACUUUAUGUAAUAAUUUUCUGUUCUCUGGGGUCGACCCAAACGAUUUUUUCGGACCGUUGUAAUUUAAAAAUUAUAUUAUUUCGACGACUGGUGUUUUUAAAAUCUCAUGACGUUAGCAAAACUAUAUAAUAAUAUAUUAACUAAUUCGCAAUCUACGUUAUAAUAAUAUACUAUUUACGAACCGUUCGUCUGAUUUUUGAUAAUAUACUGUAGUUACUCGCGGCUAUCACAACAAUUUUGAAAUUAUAUGAGAUAGAUUUAACAAUUAAAAAAUUAAAUAUCUAAGAACUCAGAACUAGUGAUAACAAUUCCUCAACUCUAUUUUCACCUAAACGUUUGCGUCCUCGUGGUGACAAUUUUAGCUGAUUAAUUAAUAUUUAUUUUUAUAAUAUAUUUUAUAAUACUGUACUGUAUUAGUAUUAAGUGUAUGUUAAUUAUUAUACGGUAAUAACGUACACUGUUUUAGUCAAGUUCGAUAUUUACGAACGUUUAAAUGUAUUUUAUGUACAUGCGUACAGUCGUAAUAUAAUUUUAUACUUUAUAUUUUUUUAUUUGUAUAACAGUGCCGUAGUCAGGAAUUUUAUUUGGGAUUUUCAUUCAUUAUAUUUUCAUCUAGUUUACAUUACUUUAUCUAUGAAGUUUUCGAUGCACGUGACUUCAUCACAAAAAUCAAUAAUUUACUCAAAAUAAAAUCAUUAUUUGGAAAUGGGUAAACAUUCAUCGGAAACCGAAAUUGAAAUUUAUUUAUUAUUCGUCAUUUAAAAUGCAUAUUUUUUUUUACAAUAUUCCAUGCGUAUACCUUCAAUUCAACGUAAAAUUAGAUGCUUGAUUGUGCCAUUUAUUGUCCUCCCCUUAUGGGGGGCUCCAUAAGAAUUAUAAUGUAUAGCAUCUCCUAACUACGACACUGAUUUUUAAAAUUAGACUCAUUACCAAUAACUUAUACAAAAUACAUUGAAUGUUAAUUUAUAAACAAGGGUCAAAAUGUAUUUAUUUAUUUAUUUCAAAAAUAAAAAUGUUAUAUUUAACAAUUAA
Molecule: messenger RNA, 3736 nt
Organism: Aphis gossypii (cotton aphid)
Lineage: Eukaryota; Metazoa; Arthropoda; Insecta; Hemiptera; Aphididae
Product: vanin-like protein 1
Exons: 8
Coding region: 425-2170 (581 amino acids)
Molecular function (GO): hydrolase activity, acting on carbon-nitrogen (but not peptide) bonds, in linear amides
Source: RefSeq, a predicted model, not a curated record